Camelina sativa (false flax) is the source of this 765-nucleotide messenger RNA. RefSeq lists its product as uncharacterized. NCBI's taxonomy places the organism in Eukaryota, Viridiplantae, Streptophyta, Magnoliopsida, Brassicales, Brassicaceae. The record is from RefSeq and is a predicted model, not a curated record.
GUUCCUAGCUACCACCAUCAUGGGCAGCUACAACCAUGAACUUCUUGCUAGCUCAACGACCGUUUCUGAUCGAUUCUUCAACCGUUGCCUUGUCCGGGAAAAGACCACAAACGAACGCAUUCAUCUCAAAGCUUCUCAGGUCGAAUCAGAUUCGUGUUCCUUCGUCGUCACUUACCAGCCGCGUCUCCAGGUUCGUAACGAGAAUCUCGACGGACACGAGAUGAAGUCCGUCAUCGAACGUCGUCUCCAUCAAGAAAUCAAACUCGAAGACAGCAUCCCAAAACUGUUUCUUGACUCCCAAGAGACAUGCGUUGAGCACGUCAUGAUCAUCUUGUCGGCGAUGCCCCUAUCGCACUCUCUCCAAGAACGUCUUGUCCGUUACAUCUCACUCGAAUCCGUUAACUUCCACAGAAGCCGCGGCGGAAGAGGAGGUUUGAUGAUAGAAGUUGACGUCAAAGUCGACGAGGAACAAUGGGUGAAGUGUGAUUGCACUUGUACAGACAAGGGUAGUACUUGUCGUCAGGUCCCGGAGACGGAUUGUCCGAUAUGCUUAAAUGAGUUAUCUGGUCCGAUGGGUCGCGUAGAGUUGUCAUGCUCCCACCACUUUCAUAGAGACUGUAUUAUGAUGUGGCUGGGAAACAACAAGUCUUGUCCUAUCUGCCGUACCAACGCCAUCGGCCAAACCGUUUCUCUCUAUUAAAUUGGGCUUGAAUAUGUGAUAAUGGGCCUUUAUCCAUUAAGCCCAUCUAUGUUGUCUGAAACCGA